AUGCCGCAAGAGCUGGUCAUCCACAAGCUUUGUGGUGAGGUAGUUGUCGAAUUGGACGGUGAUGACAUUUCUGAAAUUGUGGCCGUAUAUGGUGAUUCCAUGAAGGCACUGAAGACAUUUCUUUCGCGCACUGUCCACGUUUCCAGAUUCCGACAACACCUGGCUAUCGGAUCUCAGAUCUUGCAAGAUGCUGAUUUGCUCUCGACACUGGACCUACCAGUUACCUUGCAGCUGGUGAUGGUGCCGUUUCUCCUUGCCACUCCUCAAGACCUGCAUGCCAUGCAGUCGGCAGCUGAGCGCAACAAUCAUAUUGAGAUGCAACGCCUGCUACAUAAGCGUAUUGACCCAGAUUUGAGUUUAACUCCUGGACACAGCAAGGCUUUACACAUCGCAACGACAUUUGGAAGCCUGGCGUGCCUUCAGCUAUUGCUUGAAGCUGGCGCCAACUUGCAGUCACUUGAUGAAGACGGAAAGUCAGCCUUGUCGCAUGCUGCUACAAUGGGCAAUGUCGAAAUCACCCGUGAGUUGCUUGCGGCUGGUGCCAAGAAUGAUGCAGCAAGCAACGGAGGGGAGUACCCGCUUUGCACCGCAUGCAGGAGAGGCCACCUUGGGGUGGUGCGCGAGCUACUGGAUGCCAGGCUCAAGCCAACAGCACUUCAAAGCACUGAGCAGUUGUUGCAACCGGUGGAAUCUCCCAGCAUUGCCAUCAGGCAAGCUCUACAUAUCGCAACCAAGCUUGGACAAACAGACUCCAUCCAGCUACUGCUUGGGGCUCGUGGCGACGUAGAAGCAAAGGACAACCAUGACAAGUCGCUCUUGUGGCACGCUGCUCAAAUUGGGCACACUGAUGUUGUGCGCUUGUUGCUGCAGGCUGGUGCUAGAACAGGUGCCGAGGCAACUGGAGAAGAUCAUCCACUUUGGGCGGCAUGCCGAAAUGGACGCUGGGAUGUAGUGCACUGCCUCAUCGAUGCACGUGCCCACGUUCACGCUGCAGAUGCAACAGCCAAUUCACCUUCGUGGAUAGCGGAUUGGCAUGGCUAUGUGGACAUUGUCCAUCACUUGGCAACCGCAGGCGAGAAUCCCAGCACAAAUAGCUCUGCGUCGCCGUUGUGGAUGGCAUCUUGUCCGGGCCAGUCCAGAAUGGCACAGGCCUUGCCUGCGUCCCGUGCUGACAGUGCCCGAACCAGCAUCAAGAUUCGCGCAGGUGCAUCGCCUUGCGCUAGCGACCAUCUCCAUUUGCAGGCAGCCGGUGCCAAUGCCCAAGACCGCAGCGGCCCGUAA
This is a messenger RNA of Symbiodinium natans, 1281 nucleotides long. The record is from the annotation of a GenBank genome assembly. NCBI's taxonomy places the organism in Eukaryota, Dinophyceae, Suessiales, Symbiodiniaceae.